AUUAAAAAUACCUCCUCGAGCAUAACAUCUUCAAUAAACGACCUACAAUGACUCAACCACCACUAAUAGACCCAUCCAUGCUCUCCAUGGACGAUCCCAUGUUCAACCCCGCUCCGCCAAAGCCCAUCGACUUCACCUUCGCCGCCUCCAACCUCAUCGACUGCUCCCUCGAGAUCGGUGCAAUCUACAGCAAAGACCCAGAAUCUCUCCAUCGCAAAGUCGAACGGAUCCUCGCUGAUGGCGGCGAAAACCUCCACAUUAUCUCCGAUUUCGACAUGACCCUGACAAAGUACUGGAUCAAGGACAGGAAGACCGGGGAGAAGAGGAGGGGCGUGAGUUCACACGGAGUGAUGAAAUAUAUGCCUGGUAUGACACUGGAGUUGUUGGAGAAGGAGGAUGCGCUUGUGGAGAAAUAUUACCCGAUCGAGAUGUCGCCGCAUCUUACUGUUGCACAGAAGAUUCCGCAUAUGGAGGCGUGGUGGAACUCAGCACAUGAUAUUCUGGCGUCGAUCAACCUCUCGCGAUCCGACCUUACUUCUACACUGAAGAACUAUCCUUUCCAGUUUAGAGAAGGUGCGAAGGAGUUGUUGCAUGCUGCCCAUGAACGCGGUGUGGAAGUUUCGGUGUUCUCCGCUGGUGUAGGUGAUGUUAUUGUUGAGGGGAUGAAGCCGCUGGGUGUACCCAUCACUCAGGACCUCUCAGCAAAAGGAGAGGGUGUGGUCAAGGUUGUUGCAAACCGCAUGAAAUGGACCGGAGACGAACCCGAAGACAAGUGUGUAGGCUUCCAUGAUCCCCUCAUCCACUCCUUUAACAAGGGAGAGCACACACUUUCCUCGCCUAGCGAGCCUACGGAACCAAACGUUCCUACAAGCACCUCACACCGUCCAAACGUUCUACUUCUCGGCGAUUCGUUGGGUGAUAUCCACAUGAAAGACGGAUACCCUCAUAAGAACUCGCUAUCGGUGGGCUUUCUCAAUGUUGAUGAGGAUAUGUGGUUGGAUCGGUAUUUGGAAGUUUUCGAUGUUGUGAUCAGUGGAGAGGAUGAGAGUAUGGAUUGGGUGAGUUUCUUGAUUGGUAGCUUGAGCGUCAAGGAAGAGAAGAAUUAGACCGUGGGAGGGUUGGACGGAAUGUACGAUAUGAAACCGGAAUGAUUUAUGCUUAUGGGCGUUGACAAAGCUUGAGAUGCUUAGCAGGGAAAUAUGAGAGGAGCGCUGAGGACCCCGUUUUAGAUGGUAUUGCGGCUUUCGAAUAGAUCGUCAACAUAAGCGCGAUAACACUCAGCGCAGUCAUCCGCCC
This is a messenger RNA of Saitoella complicata NRRL Y-17804, 1296 nucleotides long. RefSeq names its product UMPH-1-domain-containing protein. Gene Ontology annotation, cellular component: cytoplasm. Bases 48 to 1106 code for a protein of 352 amino acids. The transcript has a single exon. The record is from RefSeq and is a predicted model, not a curated record. NCBI's taxonomy places the organism in Eukaryota, Fungi, Ascomycota, Saitoellomycetes, Saitoellales, Saitoellaceae. Gene Ontology annotation, molecular function: magnesium ion binding; 5'-nucleotidase activity.